This is a messenger RNA of Schistocerca americana (American grasshopper), 534 nucleotides long. RefSeq names its product meiotically up-regulated gene 135 protein-like. The coding region runs from base 1 to 534 and encodes 177 amino acids. The record is from RefSeq and is a predicted model, not a curated record. The transcript is spliced from 2 exons. Lineage: Eukaryota; Metazoa; Arthropoda; Insecta; Orthoptera; Acrididae.
AUGAGAUCCCUUUUUAGGGCGAUCGCUAAAUUAAAACAAUCUAACGGGGAUUUUCUAGCUGAAUUAAAACAGUUGAAUGAAGAAUCUGCUGCUAGAUUAAAAGAGGAACUAAAACAGGAAUUAAAACAGUCUAACGAAGAAUCUAUUGCUAGAUUAAAACAGUCUAACGAAGAAUCUACUGCUAGAUUAAAACAUUCUAGAUUAAAAGAGGAACUAAAACAGGAAUUAAAACAGUCUAACGAGCAAUCUACUGCUAGAUUAAAAGGGGAGCUAAAAAAAUCUACGGACAGGUUACAGGAACAUCUUAAUGAAACCAGUCGAGAAUUAAGUGAUAAAAUAGAGGCUUCUAAAGUUGAAACGUUAGAAGAACAUAUCCAGGAAUCGCAUGAGGGAAAAGCUCGCAUGCGAAAUGAUAUUACUGACUUAACCAAGAGACUAGAUAAUGUCAAUGUCUUAGUUGUAAAUGAAAUAGAGAAAAAUAACGAUAAGUUACUAGAUGAAUUCUCUAUGCAAACAGAAACUGUUCGUAGAUAA